Lingula anatina is the source of this 1689-nucleotide messenger RNA. RefSeq lists its product as uncharacterized. Lineage: Eukaryota; Metazoa; Brachiopoda; Lingulata; Lingulida; Lingulidae. The record is from RefSeq and is a predicted model, not a curated record.
UAUUGCGUUAACUGACACCAAGUCACAACUACCACAUUUUCAUUCAAACUGCAACACAAUGUUAUCACCCGUGACCAAACAAACCCAAUAAGCCAGCCCACCGCGGUAUUAAUAAUUCAAUCCCAACCAUUGUGCUGAAGAAAAAUCGAUAUAUUCAUUAUAUUCAUACAUUUCAACGGCCCAUGAAUCGACUUAAGGCUACGCGUUUUGUUUACCUGUCGCAGUUUAACAAUAGGCGGUAUGCCACUUAUUUAAAGCUCCAAGGGCUGCGCUUAUAAAACUACGCAAUAGAAAGCUAACGACAAAUCGGGUCACGUAGUUUGUGAAGCAGCAUCGGAGAUUUUAAAUGUUGUGGCCGCGUCUUAUCAAUUUGAUGCUGGUAAAAUAAACAGCACAACAAGGAGACGGAAUUCAGGGUGAAGUUGAGUGUAUCGGAACUGGUUGGUUUCGUAGCCUUUAUUCACGGUACUCCCAGACACGUCAGGUCUGCAACUGAAAAAAAAAGUUAUAGUUAAUAAACAAGCACCUGAGGAUUGCAGGUACGAGUACAUGUAUCUUUAAGAGUCGGUCGUUAAAACUGCUGAACAACUACAGACCGGUAUUCAUCCAACCUAUAGGUUAUCAAUGUCAAGCAUUUCAAGUACAUAGAAGAGCCAUCAACGACUUGUGUCAGCGAGACGCGGGCAUGUGGGACUAUAUAACAGCUGUUACUACCAAUACCUGAUAAACCCAGUGGAUUGUUAAUAUAUAUAUGCCCCAGUAAUUGGAAAGGAAUCUCAUCGCAUGAAAGCAAUAAUAUACUUAUGAAUCCUGAAUAUGUAAUCCAAGCGUCUUCUGUCUUAUGAAUAUCGAAAUACAUCUUAAAGCCUGAUCGCUGACAACAACAGGUGGGUUAUAAAACGCCACUAGAAACUAUGUAACCAGCGACCGUUGUCAUUUGAAUUGGAACAGAAACAAAUUGUGGGAUUAGCCAAAGAUCUUCAGGUCACCAUGGUGAUGGACACGUGUCUGGGAUGCCUGAACCUUCGCCAGGGCACCAUCGCAUCAGGGGUGUGGUCGUCGAUAUGGAGUUGUGUGAUGAUAGGGAUUGAUGCGUUUAAUUUAUGGGAAUACACGAGCCAUCUGGCCUACUACCUGAGAGGAUACACAGUCUCCAAUCACUACGCCCCACUGACAGGGUACCUCACCUGUAUCAUAGUCCUGGCUGUGAUAUGGCUUCUCACCUCCGGCAUACUCUUCUUUGGCGUUUGUAUGAAAAACAAGAACCCUUGGCUGUUUCUUCCAUGGGUUAUUACGACUGUGAUCAUCUCAUUGGCCUAUAUCGGCGACUGCAUCAUGUAUUUCAUGUACGUGAGCGUCAUAUGGGGAAUAAUAACAAUCUGCAUUUUCCUCGUGCUAAUAUCGUCAAACAUCUAUGCAUUACUGUGCGUGGGGUUUUACUUUAAGUUACUCAGGAAGGGAAAGGAUGCACCCCACGAACGCUCUCGAUCUCGAAAGUCUCACGCACGUGAGGGAAGCCAAAAGAAGGGGACCUCAAACAAGGGCUACGAGUACCCUCUCGGGGAACGCCCCACGCCAGAGUAUCCAAAACACGGGUUCCGUGGUCAGAGGUAUGCCUCAAGGAGUUCGGAGCAUGAUCAGAACCAAAUGCCACCGCCGUACGAAGAACACUCUGGUGACCGCGUGUGA